Molecule: messenger RNA, 1690 nt
Organism: Geodia barretti
Lineage: Eukaryota; Metazoa; Porifera; Demospongiae; Tetractinellida; Geodiidae
Source: the annotation of a GenBank genome assembly
AGCCAUGCCCAAUGUGUUUACUACACAAUGUGUUGAUGCCCAUUCCAUUCCGUGGUAGAGACUUAAUUGCUAUCGUUGCUUAUGGGGCAUGAUAUUAAACAAUAACACCACUGAUUUUACGAGGCUACAAUGUCUGAUGUAGAUUAAAUCAUUGUUCUGAAUAAUAAUAUUGUUGUAGUGAUGUAUUUGUCAAACGUGCAGCCACGGCCUCUCAAAAAUGUUUGAGCGAAUGCAGUAUAAUUUGGACGAAAACGUUGGUUACGGACAGCGAACUGUUGCACCUAAAAUGAGACAUGGAAGCUUGGUACUUUACUCUGUAACAAAUCUACUGAAGAAAACAAAAUCAGCAGCAAUAGUCAAUUGCAUAGAACUGUGUGAUUGUUGAAAACCUCUAUUAUGGCUUUACUUAUGCAGACUAUCUACCUAUCCUUCUAUUUUCAUGAAUAAUUCAUCUGCAGGUACCGGUGAGACCCAAAGCCCAACAUGAAAAUCACAGGAGUUGUGGUUGGUGUUCUGGUGUCCACUGCAGUUGUUUUGUUAGUGACAUAUGGACUCGGUGUCAGUUUCGUCUUACACCCAACUCCUAGUGAAAAUUUUAAUGAAGGACUGCUGAUACAACAAGAUGUGAUUAGGAAGGAGACAACUGAAAAUAUUAAUGACUUGAAGAAAGCGAACAAAGAUUUGGAGGGAAAAGUAGAAACCUUACAAGUGCAAAAUUCAGAAUCAAAACAUAAGGAGUGGAAUGCAAUAUCAUCAGGUUGUGGUGACUGGUUGAAGUCUUGUGAAAACAAUUGUGUCCAAACUAGUACUACCCCUAUACCCAAACAUGUCCAUUUUGUGUCUCUGAAUCAUCCGUUCUCAUUCAUGGAAUGGCUGGCAGUAGUGAGUGCAAGGAACAAGAUAAAGCCAGACAAGAUCACUGUCUAUACUGACGGACUACAAGACAGCUGCUGGUGGAGACGUGCUCUCCCAUACAUUGACCACCAAAUCAUUCACACAUUGCCUGGGGCUAACGUUUUGAAUCGUGUUGGCAUCCGUCUAGUAGAACAUAAAUCUGACUUUCUUCGUCUCUCCAUCCUCUAUCACAGUGGGGGUAUAUACAUCGAUAGUGACAUUUUGAGUUUAAAUUCAUUUGACCCUCUCCUCAAGCACCAAAUGGUACUGUCUGAGCAGUGUGGUAGUGAGGUUAAUGUUGCACUGAUGAUGUCACAGAAACACAGUUGUGUGUUGUGUCGGUUUGCACAUUUGAGCUGCAAGAAUUUCAAUGGUGGAUGGGUUACUCAUUCAGUAGGUGCACUCUCUUCCUUUGUCAAGUCACUAGACAAAGAGAGAGAUGAUGUGGCAAUUCUUCCAUGGAAAAGUGGCUUUCACCCAAUGUGUUACAAUGCCAAAGGACUUGAUGAACUCUACACAAAGGACUUUGAUUCUAUAUCUGGCUACAAUAAAACAAGAAUCUACUCUGUUCACCUGUACCACAGCAGGUUUGAGUCCCAACAGCUGAUACGCACUAAAGUACAUAUUUUUGACUGGAUACAGACAAGUAAAUCUUUAGUGGCUCUUACUAUCAGAGAAUCUCUGCCACCUGGUUUCUCCCAACAACAUUUACAUGAAUCACAGUGUACUGAUAUACAGCUUCCUGACUGAUUUCCUAUUUGUAUCAUUUUGCUUCAUAAUGUGACAUUGUAAACUC